Molecule: messenger RNA, 3202 nt
Organism: Suncus etruscus (white-toothed pygmy shrew)
Lineage: Eukaryota; Metazoa; Chordata; Mammalia; Eulipotyphla; Soricidae
Gene: CCPG1
Product: cell cycle progression 1
Exons: 9
Coding region: 209-2623 (804 amino acids)
Cellular component (GO): membrane
Source: RefSeq, a predicted model, not a curated record
GUUGUUGUGUUUUUUUUCUGGAGGCGUCACGGCGCUUGGAGCGUUCACCGCCGACGCCGUGACAGCCGAGAGCCGACGACCGGAGGUGGCGCUGACCCUGCAGGUAUGGCUCGAGUGGGUUUAGACCCCGAAAGAAGAGGAACCGCCGCCGACUUCUGGACGACCCCUGGCUGCUAGCACCAUAUUUUGGCUGGCUGAGCCGUGAAACAUGUCUGAAAAUUCCAGUGACAGUGAUUCAUCUUGUGGUUGGACUGUCAUCAAUCAUGAGGGGUCUGAUAUAGAGAUGGUGUAUUCUGAACAUGGCAGAGGCAGCAAUAGCUGUGAACUUACUCCAGAAUGUUCACUUUUAGAGCAAGAGGAGAUGCAAGUGCUACAGCUUGAAGAGGGAGAGAGCAGCCAGAGUGGCACUAUAUUGAUGGAAGAAGCUGCUCAUCCACCUUUGGCGGAAAUGAAGUCAACAUUUGAGGGAGAAGAGGAAAAGUCUCUGGAGGAUAAUGUCUAUUUUGGGACUAUCAGUGAUGAUUCUGAUAUUGUUACCCUGGAGCCACCUAAGGUAGAAGAAAUUGGGAGCCAGGAAGCUCUAGAAGUUGUGAAGGAAGCACAGAGUCUGGAGGAUUUCAACAUGGGUUCUUCCUCCAGCAGCCAAUAUACAUUCUGUCAGCCGGAAACGGUAUUUUCAUCUCAGCCUAGCGAUGAUGAAUCAAGUAGUGAUGAAACUAGUCAUCAGCCUAGUCCUGCCUUUAAGAGGCGCCGUGCUAAGAAGAAACCCAUUUCUACUGCAGAUUCUGGAGAAUGCCCAGAAUCUGAGCAGGAAGUCGAACCUUCAAAGGAGCUGUGUAAACGCCAAUUUAGUAGUGGUCUCAAUAAGUGUGUUAUACUUGCGUUGGUGAUUGCAAUCAGCAUGGGAUUUGGACAUUUUUAUGGUACAAUCCAGAUUCAGAAGCGCCAGCAUUUAGUUAGAAAUGUUCAUGAAGAUGAACUGAUUGAUGUGAAGGAAUAUCUUUCCCAAUGUCAACAGGGCCAAGAGUCUUUUAUAGAGUAUAAGUCACUGAAGGAAAACCUAGCAAGGUGUUGGACCCUCACUGAAAAAGAGAAACUCUCCUUUGAAACUCAGAAAAAGGACCUUCAUACAGAAAAUCGGCAUUUAAGGCUCUCUCUGGAGAAGGAAGAGAAAGCUCUAUCUUCACUACAGGAAGAGUUAAGAAAACUAAGAGAACAGAUAAGGAUAUUGGAAGAUAAAGACACAAGUACUGAAUUAGUCACAGAAAAUCAGAAACUUAAGCAGCAUUUGGAAGAAGAAAAGCUGAAAACAAACAGUUUUCUUAACCAAAGGGAAACUCUAUUGGCAGAAGCAAAGAUGCUGAGGAGGGAAAUAGAGCAAGAACGACUAGUAACCAUGGAAUUAAGGCUGGAACUCCAGCAGUUAAGCGACCGAGACUCUCUCGGAGUAUCUGAAAAAAAGGAAAGAGAAAAGUUGCGGGAAAGACUGACGGAGCUGGAGCGGAAGCUGAACUUUGAACAGCAGCGUUCUGAUUUGUGGGAAAGAUUGUAUAUUGAGGCAAAAGAUCAAAAUGAAAAACCAGAAAUGGAUGGAAAGAAGAAAGGGAACAGAGGAAACCACAGAGCUAAAAAUAAGUCAAAGGAAACAUUUCUGGGCUCAGUUAAGGAAACUUUUGAUGCCAUGAAGAAUUCUACCAAAGAGUUUGUCAGGCAUCACAAAGAAAAAAUUAAACAAGCUAAGGAAGCGGUGAAAGAAAACCUGAAAAAAUUUUCAGAUUCGGUCAAAUCCACUUUCAGCCAUUUCAAAGAUUCAACCAAAAGUUUCUUCAAAGAGAGGGGCAAUAAAAGGUUUGACCAUUCCAAAGAAGCAAGAGCUAAAGAUCAAACAGUUUUUGGUGAAUAUUUACACCCCCAGUAUAAGACACAUGCGCAAAAUCAUAAUAGUAGGGGCUCUACCAGAGAAAGAGAGGAAAGGAAAGAAAAGUCUCCCCUUUUCGAAGAAUUUGGGAAAAACGCAAAUUCACAGAAAUGCAGUGUCGAGCACGCCUGUGGUGAAAAUCCUGAUCCUCCCAGAAAGGCUUGUUCUGGAGUGUCUGAAUGUGCACGGCAGGAGUCCAUGAACCUUUUCAACGUUAAACUGUUGAAUCCUGUAGGAAUCGAUGAAUUUAGAAAGUUAGUCGAGAGGUAUUUAUUAGAAAAGUUGGAUAGUUUUCGCCAUUGGAAAGAACUCGAUCAAUUCAUUGCAGCGUUUUUUCUCAAUGGAGUCUUUAUCCAUGAUCAGAAGCUUUUCACUGACUUCGUUAAUGAUGUGAAAGAUUAUCUUAAAGACAUGAAGGAGUAUCAAAUAGAUAAUGAUGGCGUAUUUGAGAAGUUGGAUGGAUAUAUAUAUAGACACUUCUUUGGUCACACAUUGUCCCCUCCAUAUGGACCCAGUCGACCAGAUAAAAAGCAACGUAUGGUAAAUAUUGAAAACUCAAGGCAUCGAAAACAAGAGCAGAAGCACCCUCAGACACAGCCUUAUAAAAGGGAAGGUAAAUGGCAUAAAUACAGUCGCUCAAAUGGAAGAUACAUGGCAAAUCUUGAAAUAGAACUGGGGCAGUUACCAUUUGAUCCUAAAUACUGACCAUCGUGAUUAAGUUAAAUUAGAAUACUGUAAUAGCAACAUGAAUGCUUUCUUCAAUGUUUGGUGUUGAAACAAAGAUGAAAUUACCAAGAUAACAAUGUCCUUUUUAUUUCUAUAUAAAAGUUUGGUUCCAUUAUUAUUAUUAUUCAGACGCAUCAAAAAGCUUACUAACCUGCAUUUUCCUGUAGUUUAGGACUGAACUUUUUGGGCACUGGAGCUGCAUAGUUCUUAGUUUAAUUCAGGAAACCAGGCAUGCAACAAAUUUUGUGCAUGAAGCAAGGCUUCCCUAAAGCAAGCUUAGAUCUUCCUUGACAAAAUGUAAUUACACUGAUGUGUAAAAAUGUGUAAUUAUACUCUACUUGCAGUAGAGCUUGAAAAAAAGUACAUUGUGGUGGAAUUUCAUCUUUAACAUUUUAUAGUCUUACAUUUGCUUCUUGUCUUUUUGUGGGUUCAAGAGCUCUGUUGACUUGUGAAGAAUUUGCUGCCUUAUGAACUUGCUGACUUGUUCCCUUGUGAAAUUUCUUGCACAUCUGAAUAUUGUGGAAGAAACAAUAAAACUACACCAUGAGGAAAACUAAA